AUGAUGCUGUUUGUGUGUUUGCUUCUGAUACUCUCAGCCCUAGUGGCAGAAUCAUCGCUGGCUCUUGCUGGUUCCCUUUAUAGCCAUGCUAUAAUGGCUGCAGAUAUGGGAGUUAUUUACAUGUAUUUGCCUCAGACGGCAGUAUUUUUCCUCUUCUUUGUCACGCUCAACGUAAUCUUUCCAGGGUCACCCACCCGUACUCUGUCUUGGCUCUUGAGGGCCGCUUACCUCGGGCUUCUUUGCCAUCAUUUUCUUUGUCUUUGUCAGCCCAAUCUUCCAGAAUUCCUUACUCAUAAAACACUGGCGAGUCCAACUAAUCCGCCCGGUCGUCUAAUCAACUCGACGCCUUCACAUCAUAGACUGGCAGGCAGGAAGAGUAAUCGGAUUGAGAAGUCUGAAAGAGUGGGGUGA
This is a messenger RNA of Protopolystoma xenopodis, 411 nucleotides long. The record is from the annotation of a GenBank genome assembly. Lineage: Eukaryota; Metazoa; Platyhelminthes; Monogenea; Polystomatidea; Polystomatidae.